Clupea harengus (Atlantic herring) is the source of this 1460-nucleotide messenger RNA. RefSeq names its product green-sensitive opsin-3. NCBI's taxonomy places the organism in Eukaryota, Metazoa, Chordata, Actinopteri, Clupeiformes, Clupeidae. The record is from RefSeq and is a predicted model, not a curated record. Gene Ontology annotation, cellular component: membrane. Gene Ontology annotation, biological process: G protein-coupled receptor signaling pathway; phototransduction; visual perception. Gene Ontology annotation, molecular function: G protein-coupled receptor activity.
UGAGGAAAGUACAGGACUAGUUUGCAGCAGAAGCAAACACAAGAGCCAUUCGUUCACUAGCUCAUUGGACAAAAACAACAGCAAGAUGAACGGGUUUGAGGGAGACAACUACUACAUCCCCAUGUCCAAUCGGACUGGGCUGGUGAGGAGUCCUUUUGAAUACGAACAGUACUACCUGGGGGAUCCCUGGCAGUACAAGCUCCUGGCUUGCUACAUGUUCUUCCUUAUCUGCACUGGCUUUCCUAUCAAUGGCAUGACACUUUUUGUCACAGCUAUGAACAAGAAACUCCGGCAACCUCUAAACUAUAUUCUGGUAAACCUCGCUGCUGCUGGUAUGAUCAUGGUAUGCUUCGGUUUCACUAUCACCAUCACUUCAGCUGUCAAUGGUUACUUCUUCUUUGGCCCCACUGGCUGUGCUGUCGAGGGCUUCAUGGCAACACUAGGAGGUGAAGUAGCUCUGUGGUCACUGGUGGUUCUUGCUGUCGAGAGAUACAUUGUGGUGUGCAAGCCAAUGGGAAGUUUCAAAUUCUCUGCCACUCAUGCCUCGGCUGGAAUCGCUUUCACCUGGGUCAUGGCGAUGGCCUGUGCCGCCCCCCCACUGGUUGGCUGGUCAAGGUACAUCCCUGAGGGCCUGCAGUGCUCCUGUGGACCAGACUACUACACCCUGAGCCCCAAGUUCAACAACGAGUCAUACGUCAUCUACAUGUUCGUGGUCCACUUCUUCCUCCCCGUCGUGAUCAUCUUCUUCACAUAUGGCAGUCUAGUGUUGACAGUCAAGGCGGCGGCUGCAGCCCAGCAGGAAUCAGCUUCUACCCAGAAGGCCGAGAGGGAGGUAACCCGUAUGUGCGUCCUGAUGGUGAUCGGUUUCCUGGUGGCUUGGACGCCCUAUGCCUCCAUGGCAGCCUAUAUCUUCUUCAAUAAGGGUGUUGCUUUCACUGCCCAGUCCAUGGCUAUCCCUGCAUUCUUCUCCAAGAGCUCAGCACUAUUCAACCCAGUGAUCUACGUACUUUUGAACAAGCAGUUCCGUAACUGCAUGCUCUCUACAAUCUUUGGCAAAGCAAUGGAGGAUGAGACCUCCGUCUCUGCCAGCAAGACAGAAGUAUCCAGCGUGGGCCCCGCUUAAAUCCUCUCGCUCUUCUUACCUCUUCCUCCGUCUUUGUCUUUGCAUGGGUGAUUCAGUGGACACUGUCCAUUUAAUGUCUUCCUGUGCAACUCUGUUCUUUUAUUCCAUUUCUGUGUCUGAGUUUCCUGUGGCCAGAGUAUCAGUCCUGUGUCUUUGAGGUCAUCUGAUCUUUCAUGUUUGUCUCUCUGCACAGAGAUGUGGCUGUUUUGAUCAACCAGGCAAAGAUUUGGUUAUUGAGACGCUUGUAAAUAUUUUGUAUAUAAGCCUGCAUUUCAGAAAAGAAAAAAAAAAAAAAAACAACAACUAGUACAUAUGAUUAAUAAAAAAUGCAUUUCAA